CACGGCAGUUCAACCCGUGCGCCGAUUGAGCGCACGCUUCCUCAUCGUCCACCAGUCCACCUCGCCGCCGCGCUUUCCUCCGCCUCCUCUUUCCCGCGAGGCGCCGCCGCUCCUUUCCAUCCCCGGAGGCGACGGCUCAGAUCCCACUUCAAGGCGCAGCGGCCGCCCCAUCUCGACUGCUUCCGCUUGAGUACCCCCCCUGCCCCCUAAAGGCCUGGCCUUGAAGGCCGCUCGCCUCUUGAUUCCGGCGGCGGCGGAGAGGGAGGGGCGAUGCCGAAGCGGACGACGCACACGUACUCGAGCGAGGACGCGCUGCCGGAGGGCCCCGAGUCCGACCUCUUCGUCUACUACUGCAAGCACUGCGCCUCGCACGUCCUCAUCACCGAUACCCAAUUGCAGAAAAUGCCGAAGCGAAAGACUGACAGAGCACACGUUUUAGACAAGGCUAAGCAUCUCUCAAGGCUAAAUGUGAAGGAGUCAGGAAAAGUAAUGUUGAAACGUGGUGAAGGAAAGCUUGAAAAGCAGUUCCGCAUGAGCUGUGUAGGAUGUGACCUUUUUGUUUGUUACCGAUCAGAAGAGGAUCUGGAGCAUGCCCCUUUUAUAUAUGUUGUUGAUGGAGCACUGAGUUCAGUUGCAGCUGAGACAAAUCCACAUGAUGCUCCUGUACCCCCUUGCAUCACACAACUGGAAGGUGGACUUGUCCAAGUAGCCAUUGAAGUGGAAGACCGGGCACAACGAUCAGCAAUAACAAGAGUGAACGCCGAUGAUGUUCGAGUAACAGUAGCUGCCCCUGCUGCACGAGGGGAAGCUAACAGUGAGUUGCUAGAAUUUAUGGGCAAGGUUCUUGGCCUAAGAUUGACUCAGAUGACCCUUCAGAGAGGAUGGAAUAAUAAAUCGAAGCUUCUGAUUGUUGAGGAUUUGUCUGCACGGCAAGUGUACGAGAAGCUCCUUGAAGCUGUACAGCCUUAGAAAAACGGACCAAUGUGUGCGAAUUUGGAUGCAUCCUCUUUUGAGGGCUCAAGGGGAAGUUCCCACACACUGUGCGGCAGAAGAGCAGAACGUGCUGAAACUACUUUGAAAACUCUGGUGACGUAUGACUAGACUAGAGCAAUGAGCCAAUCUGUACUUCAAUAUCCCAUCCAUUGUUUCUGUUGUGACAAUCAGUAAACCUUCUCUAUUGGUUAUUUCCUUAAUGGCGAUGCAAAGUGUUGUGCAUCUUGUAAAGAUUGCUGCACGAUAUUCAGUAUUGAGUCUGAGCUUGUGGAUGAUUUCACCUAA
This is a messenger RNA of Panicum hallii, 1278 nucleotides long. Its product is annotated as UPF0235 protein At5g63440. The transcript has 7 exons. Lineage: Eukaryota; Viridiplantae; Streptophyta; Magnoliopsida; Poales; Poaceae. The coding region runs from base 271 to 969 and encodes 232 amino acids. The record is from RefSeq and is a predicted model, not a curated record.